AUGGAGCGCGAGCAAGGUCGCAAAGCGCAGAUCUCCAACAUCCAGUCUGCCAAGGUGAUAUCGGAUAUCAUCCGAACUUGCUUGGGUCCUCGCGCCAUGUUGAAGAUGUUGCUGGACCCCAUGGGUGGUAUCGUUAUGACCAACGACGGAAACGCUAUUCUUCGCGAAGUCGAGGUGGCGCACCCCGCUGCGAAGUCCAUGAUCGAGCUGUCGCGGACGCAGGACGAGGAAGUCGGUGAUGGAACAACGAGCGUAAUCAUUCUUGCUGGCGAGAUCUUGUCUUCAGCCCUACCUUUCAUCGAACGAAACAUCCACCCAAUUACUAUCAUUGCCGCAUACAAGAAGGCGCUGGAGAAUGCUCUCAUCAUCAUGAAGGACAUUUCCAUUGAGGUGGACAUCAACAACAAGGAGGAGAUGAUGCGCAUCAUCAAAUCUACCAUUGGAACUAAGUUUGUGUCAAGAUGGAGCGAUCUGAUGUGCGGCCUCGCUUACGAUGCUGUGAAGUGUGUGAAUAAGGAGGUUGAUGGAAAGCGUGAGGUGGACAUCAAGCGUUACGCCCGUGUCGAGAAGAUCCCAGGCGGCGAAAUUGACGAGUCCCGUGUGUUGGACGGUAUUCUGGUCAACAAGGAUGUGACGCACCCCAAGAUGCGACGAACCAUUGAGAAGCCUAGGAUUGUUCUACUCGAUUGCCCACUUGAGUACAAGAAGGGAGAAUCGCAAACAAACGUGGAGGUUACGGACGAGGCCCACUGGGCUCGUUUAUUGGAAAUCGAGGAGGAGCAAGUUAAGGAGAUGUGUGACCAUAUCAUUCGGUUGAAGCCUGAUCUGGUCUUCACGGAGAAGGGCGUUAGUGAUCUUGCGCAGCACUUCUUGAUGAAGGAAAACAUCACCGCCAUUCGCCGUGUGCGAAAGACCGACAACCACCGUAUUUCCCGCGCCGUCGGGGCGACAAUCGUUAACAGGGUGGAAGACCUCAAGGAGGCCGACGUCGGUACCGGUUGUGGUCUUUUCGAAGUCAGGAAAAUCGGUGACGAGUACUUCACCUUCCUGGAGAAAUGCGAAGACCCCAAGGCAUGCACAAUUCUCCUUCGCGGACCCAGCAAGGACGUCCUUCAGGAAAUCGACCGUAACCUGCAAGAUGCUAUGUGCGUUGCCCGUAACGUCAUGUUCGAGCCACGAUUGUGCCCUGGUGGAGGUGCAACGGAAAUGGCGCUUGCCGUCCGUCUGGGAGAGCAAGCGAAGAGUAUUUCUGGAGUCGAGCAAUACCCAUACAAGGCCGUUGCGGAAGCUUUGGAGGUCAUCCCCCGUACGCUUGUGCAGAACUGUGGUGGAAAUGCCAUCAAGAUUCUGACACAAUUGAGGGCAAAACAUGCCGUUGCGGAAAACUUCUCCUGGGGUAUUGACGGCGAGAACGGCAAGAUCGUUGACAUGCACACCUACGGUGUGUGGGAACCUCACGCUGUCAAGGCGCAGACGAUUAAAACUGCCAUCGAGUCGGCGUGUCUCCUCCUCCGUGUCGAUGACAUUGUGUCCGGAAUCUCCAAGAGGGAGGGAGGUGGUGGCGGCGCGCCGCCCAACAUGGAGGAUGCCCCCGAGGUAUGUCUUAUCCUGCAUUGCUCGGCCGACUUUCCGAUGAUGUACUCACCUACCGUCUUGCUUCGCAACACAGGACAAUGGAGAGCGUUAAGCAAUGUAUAUCGACCAAUGCAAAAUUUCCUGCCAGUUAUCUAUGUACAGUUGUUCUUAUUGCUUGUCGGUUAA
Molecule: messenger RNA, 1761 nt
Organism: Fimicolochytrium jonesii
Lineage: Eukaryota; Fungi; Chytridiomycota; Chytridiomycetes; Spizellomycetales; Powellomycetaceae
Product: chaperonin Cpn60/TCP-1 family
Exons: 6
Coding region: 1-1761 (586 amino acids)
Biological process (GO): protein folding
Cellular component (GO): chaperonin-containing T-complex
Molecular function (GO): ATP hydrolysis activity; ATP binding; ATP-dependent protein folding chaperone
Source: RefSeq, a predicted model, not a curated record